AUGGGUCGCCAACUUAAGUUCCAUGAGCAGAAGCUGCUCAGGAAGGUGGAUUUACUGGAGUGGAAGAAGGAGAACAACCUGCAUGAGAUCAAAGUGAUCCGUCGCUACCGUAUCCCGGACCGCGAGCAGUACCACAAGUAUAACCGCUUAGCGGGACACAUCUCGAAAGUUGUGGCAAGACUCAAGAAGCGUCCAGCCAAUGACCCAUACCGUGUCAAAACUACGACAGCGUUGCUGGACAAGCUGUACAAUAUGGGACUGAUUCAGACGAAGAAAAGUCUGCUGAAGGCCGAGGAGGUCAACGUUUCCGCCUUCUGUCGCCGCCGUUUGCCGGUUGUCAUGGUGCGCGUCAAAAUGGCUGAGAGUAUCAAGGAAGCCACGACGUUCGUGGAGCAGGGACAUGUCCGUGUGGGCCCCACAGCUGUGACCGACCCAGCCUUUUUGGUCACUCGACCAAUGGAGGACUUUGUCACGUGGGUGGACAGCUCCAAGAUCAAGAGGACCAUCAUGAAGUACAACGACAAGCUUGACGACUACGACCUGCUCGGCAAUUAA
Messenger RNA from Phytophthora infestans T30-4, 555 nucleotides. RefSeq names its product U3 small nucleolar ribonucleoprotein IMP3. Lineage: Eukaryota; Oomycota; Peronosporomycetes; Peronosporales; Peronosporaceae. The transcript has a single exon. The record is from RefSeq and is a predicted model, not a curated record. Gene Ontology annotation, molecular function: rRNA binding; structural constituent of ribosome; snoRNA binding. The coding region runs from base 1 to 555 and encodes 184 amino acids. Gene Ontology annotation, biological process: rRNA processing. Gene Ontology annotation, cellular component: small ribosomal subunit; Mpp10 complex; small-subunit processome.